AAUGCAGCCUAGUCUGCUUCUUCUCUGUGUUGUUGUGAAUGAGGAGAGCAUGGACUCCGGUGUAGUUAAUCAUAUUUCAAUAAUAGGUUGAUCCAGCUGCACCCAUGAUGAACUUUGACGGUCUUGAUGCUGGGAUGGGUGAUUACCCUCCCAGUCUUCAUGGGACGCUGGAGUCGAGUAUGGAGCCUUCCAUGGAUCCACACCUUAACCCCAGCCUCCUGCAGGGUGUGGAGCUUGAUCCAGACGGAUUGACCGUGACAGUCCCUGAGUCAGUGCAUCUCAUGGAGGGGAUGUUUUCUGAGCUUCACAGUGCCGUUUCAGAAGUUGGCAUCCCAGUCACUGCAACACAUUUUGAUGUACAGGAGGAAAUGCUCUGGAUGGGAAACCACAGAGGCCAUGCGACUUCGUUCUUUGGGCCAACAAUGGGCAGGUUCUCGUCUUUCCAAGUGCAUGGAACAGACGACAUCAGACACAUUCAGAGUUUGGAAACAGGUGUGCUGUUCCUCUCUAAGUGCAACCUCAAAUGCUACACACGUGGAGGCCUUGUCAUGUUCGAUUAUCCGAUGGAUGAAGGAGCUGAUAUGCAUAGUCUCCUUGUGACUGACAACAACACAUUGGUCAUGGGAGGACUUCAAAACUAUGUGUCUGAGGUUGACUUGAAUACAGUUCAAGAAACUCAAAAGUUCACUGUUGAAUUACCAGGAGUGGCAAUAAUGCGUCAAACCAGCCGUUUCUUCUUCUGCGGACACACGUCUGGCAAGAUAACCCUCAGGGAUUUGCGCAGUUUCAAAAUGGAGCAGGAGUUUGAUGCAUUCUCUGGCAGCCUCUCAGACUUUGACGUUCAUGGAAAUCUUUUGGCUGCAUGCGGGUUCUCCAGUCGGGGACUGAAUGGGUUGGCAUGCGACCGUUUUCUCAUGGUGUAUGACCUCCGUAUGAUGCGAGCCGUGACUCCACUUCAGGUGCACGUGGACCCCCUCUUCUUGCGCUUCAUUCCUACCUACACAUCACGCCUGGCAAUUAUCUCACAGACAGGCCAGUGCCAGUUCUGUGAACCCACUGGUCUCGCCAAUGUGGCAGACAUUUUUCACGUCAACACUGUGGGCCAGUUGCUCAUGAGUUUUGACGUCUCAUCCAGCAAGCAAGCAUUGGCCUUUGGGGACUCUGGGGGCUGUGUGCAUCUGUGGUCCGACGCUCCUGAAGUUUCAUUCAAUGAUUAUUCCCGGGAGACAGACUUCCCUCUGCCUUGCCUUGUGGAAACACUGCCUCAGCUCGAUUGGAACCACGACCUGCUGCCCCUCUCACUCUUACCCACGCCACUGACCAGCACUGAGCCACUGCUGUCAGACUGGUCCUCUGUCAUGUCUACACCUAGUCCCAGACGAGCCCCUCCUGUGGACCCAGAAAUCCUGCGCACAAUGAAAACUGUUGGCUUCAUCGGUUACGCGGCCAAUCCUCGCACCCGACCUCGCAACCAGGUUCCUUAUAAAAUUAAAGAUGUUGAGCUGGAUUAUGAUAACUACAAUCAAGUCCCUGAAUCACCAAUCGGACGUGAUGAGGAGCCACAUCUCUACAUGGUGCCCAAAAAGUAUAGAAAGGUCACAAUUAAAUACUCCAAACUUGGACUUGAGGACUUUGACUUCAAACAUUACAACAGAACCUUGUUCGCUGGUCUGGAGCCUCACAUCCCCAACGCUUACUGUAACUGCAUGAUCCAGGUGUUAUAUUUCCUGGAGCCAAUCCGGUGUCUAGUGCAGAACCAUUUGUGCCAGAAAGAGUUCUGUUUGGCCUGUGAGCUCGGUUUCCUCUUCCACAUGUUGGAUUUGUCACGAGGAGAUCCAUGCCAGGCCAGUAACUUCCUCCGAGCAUUUCGCACCAUUCCUGAAGCGUCUGCACUAGGCCUGAUCCUCGCUGACUCGGACGAGCAAACGGGCAAAGCCAGACUUGGUCGCUUGAUCCAAAGCUGGAACCGAUUCAUCCUCACCCAGCUCCACCAGGAGACUCAGGAGCAAGAAGGACCGCAGGCCUACAGAGGAGCCAGCAGCAGUUCUCUGGGCUCCUCUGGUGAGUCUGCCAUUGGAAAACUGUUUGGGUGUGAAGUGGAGAACAGCAGCCUGUGUCGCUGUGGCAAGGAGACGGUCCGUUCUUCCCUCACGUUGCUCUUCAACAUGCAUUACCCUGAACAAAACUCUCAGGAAAAAACUAUAAAGGAGUAUGAAUUUGCUGAGAUCCUGAAGAAGAGCAUUUGCCUGGAGCAGAGCACUCAGGCCUGGUGUGAAAACUGUGAAAAGUAUCAGCCCACAGUGCAAACACGCAACAUUCGAUGUCUACCAGAUGUUCUGGUUAUAAACUGUGAGGUGAACAGUGUGAAAGAGGCCGAGUUCUGGAAGGUGCAGGUGGAGUAUGCCGUCAAUAAGGCCCUGCAGAAAGAGGCGAACGAACCUGCAAAACCCAAGGAAGCCCCACCGAUGCCUACUGAGUGGUGUUUGGAUGGUGAGGACUUCUGCAGUAUGGAGGGCUUUGACCCUCGGGCCGAGGAUUUGCGAAAUGUCUGGAUUCCUCUCACUCUCAAGAUGUCCAUCAGCAAAAGUCAGGGGCUGGAGAUCAGCAGCUGGCCCGAGGGCGAAGAGUUAAGUGCUGCUGAGGAGGCGGAGGGUGCUGCUCUGUAUGACUUAGUGGUGACUGUGUCCCACAUCCAGGACACUCGCACGGGUGGAAACUUGGUCGCCCACAUUAAAGUGGGAGAGACUUACCAUCAAAGGAAAGAGGGAGUCACACACCAGCAGUGGUACCUCUUUAAUGAUUUCUUAAUUGAGCCAAUUGACAAGGCUGAAGCUGCACAAAUUGAUGUGAGCUGGAAAGUGCCAGCCAUUCUCUAUUAUUCCAGGAGGAAUUACCAUACCAAAUACGACCUCCGCAUUAAAAACCCCAUCGACGCCAGUGUGCUGCUGACUGAAGCUUCACUGGCGCGAAAGCAGAGGAAGAGUCACGCCACUUUCAUCCCCCUCAUGGUCAGUGAGAUGCCGCAGGCUGGAGACUUGGUGGGACUGGACGCCGAGUUUGUUACACUCAAUCAGGAAGAGGCGGAACUGCGCAGUGACGGCACCAAGUCGACCAUCAAGCCCAGUCAGAUGUCAGUGGCCAGGAUCACUUGUGUGAGAGGUCAGGGCCCCAACGAGGGGGUUCCCUUCAUCGACGACUACAUCUCUACUCAGGAACAAGUCGUCGACUACCUCACUCAAUAUUCUGGAAUCAAACCCGGAGACCUGGAUGCAAAGAUUUCCUCAAAGCACUUGACCACUCUGAAGUCCACCUACCUAAAGCUGCGCUUCCUCAUCGACACGGGUGUUCGAUUUGUCGGUCAUGGCUUACAGAAGGACUUUCGGGUCAUUAAUUUAUUGGUUCUCAAAGACCAAGUCAUCGACACCGUCUACCUGUUCCAUUUGCCUCGCAAAAGGAUGAUUUCUCUCCGAUUUCUGGCCUGGUACUUUUUAGACCUGAACAUACAGGGGGAAACCCACGACAGCAUAGAGGAUGCACGCACCGCCCUGCAGCUGUACAGGAAGUACCUGGAGCUGAGCCGUGGAGGCGGGAACGACGAAGUCAGGAAGGUGCUGAAGGGACUCUAUGAAAAAGGUCGUCAGCAGGACUGGAAAGUCCCAGACACGGACACCGGAGAUGGUCAAGGUAGCCCAAAAAGUGCUGCUGUGUUUCCCUCUGUGAUGGGGCUGUGAGCUGAAGCGUGACGUGUCCUCUCUUACUGAUCUCCACUUCAGUUUGUCACGCAUUGUGUACGUGCUUUGCAUUUGUCAUGGCAGUGUACGCAGUGUAAAUGGAGGUCUUCACUGCCUGUACAGUCGAGUUCACCGCACACUUUUUUAUCAUGUCAAAAUUCUACUUUUCAUUCAUUCAUUUUUUUUAAAGAAAUAAAAUGUGGAUUUAAUAAUUUGAGCUUUUUUUUUAAAAAAAGAAGAAAAAUAAGAAUGUUACAUGAUUUUUGGUGAUUGUAAAUAAAUAAG
Messenger RNA from Solea senegalensis (Senegalese sole), 4016 nucleotides. RefSeq names its product poly(A) specific ribonuclease subunit PAN2 (gene pan2). The record is from RefSeq and is a predicted model, not a curated record. NCBI's taxonomy places the organism in Eukaryota, Metazoa, Chordata, Actinopteri, Pleuronectiformes, Soleidae. Gene Ontology annotation, cellular component: PAN complex; P-body. Gene Ontology annotation, biological process: mRNA processing; nuclear-transcribed mRNA poly(A) tail shortening. The transcript is spliced from 26 exons. Gene Ontology annotation, molecular function: nucleic acid binding; poly(A)-specific ribonuclease activity; protein binding. Bases 105 to 3731 code for a protein of 1208 amino acids.